UUUGAGUUGUACUCUGAGGCCAGCAUCGCCCUGCUUCACCUGAAAACCCCGCAGGACUUCACCGACCUGACCCAGCAGGCGAAGAAGAACCUGACCCUGGAUGGAAAAGAGUUAACCAUCAGCCCUGCCUACUUGUUCUGGGACCUCACUGCCAUCUCACAGUCCAAACAGGAUGAAGAUGUGUCCGCCAGUCGAUUUGAAGACAACGAAGAGCUCCGCUACUCGCUGCGCUCUGUGGAGAGACACGCCCCCUGGGUGCGACACAUCUUCAUAGUAACCAACGGGCAGAUUCCCUCGUGGCUAAACCUGGAUAACCCCAGAGUGACGGUCAUCACGCACCAGGAUGUCUUCCAGAACCACAGCCACCUUCCCACUUUCAGCUCGCCUGCCAUCGAGACCCACAUCCACCGCAUCCCGGGGCUCUCCCAAAAGUUCAUUUACCUCAACGACGACGUGAUGUUCGGUAAGGAGGUCUGGCCGGAUGACUUCUACAGCCACUCCAAAGGACAGAAGGUGUAUCUUACCUGGCCUGUCCCAAACUGUGCUGAGGGCUGCCCCGGAUCCUGGAUCAAAGACGGGUACUGUGACAAAGCCUGCAACAACUCUGCCUGUGACUGGGACGGUGGAGACUGCCAUGGUGCCGCAGGGAACAGUCGCUUUGCAGCUGGGGUUGGUGGCGGGGGGCCGGGUGGAGCUGGUGGACAGGUGUGGCAGUUUGCAGGGGGUCUAGGAGGUCUAGGAGGGACGUCGUACUGUAAUCAAGGCUGCGCUAACUCCUGGCUCGCGGACAAGUUCUGUGACCAAGCCUGCAAUGUUCUCACCUGUGGGUAUGAUGUGGGAGACUGUGGCACGGAGCACUUUGGCGAGCUGCACCGGGUGACCCUGCUGAAGAAUCAGAGCCUCUACACCCUCCCAGUUGGCGAGACGCGGCCGUAUUUCAGCUUCGCCAAACUAGCGCGCCGAGUGUCCGAGGCCCACGUCAGCGACAGCGGCGCCGUACGCCACACCUCCGUCGCCAACAAGUGGAGGACCAUCCAUCUGCUCCUCCACUCGGGCCACAACGCCUCGCAGAUCCAGUACAACCUCACCUUCCAGAGAGAGGACGACACGGAGUUCUCGAUGAGCUUCACCGUCGCCGUCGACACCCGCGCCGUACCUCAGGCUAACGUCUCCCAGGCGAAGAGCAAAGACGCGGGCAAAGAGCCGACGCCCACCCCGACGCCGGAGCCCGUGUUUCCGUUCUCGGACGUUCCCGAGCACAAGCGGGGUCCCAAGGUCCUGAAGAGGCAGCCCGGUGACCCUGAAGUUGUCAUAGAAGUUCCGGCGCUGAACGUGUCGCUGCUCCCUGCUGCGGUGCGCAGAGAGCUGCAGAAACUGGAGGAGAGGCUUCUGAUCGGUGACAUCACAAUGAAGGGUUAUAACCUCACUAAGGCGGAAAUUUUAAAAGUGUAUGAAAAACAGCCGGAGGCAAAAGAUCCACCUCCAGAAAACAGAAGUGCGGCAAAAGUCAAGGCACAGCCGCAUAAAGACUUAGAGGGAGAGCGAUUGGAAGGAAAACAGCCGCAAACUGGAAACAAUGAAGACGCUGUGAAGAAGCAAACUGUCACUCCUCUCAUCCCGCUCCACAUCGAUGACCAGCACAUGAACGACCCCGUAACCCCCAAACAAUACAAACUGAACACUGCAAUCGAGCGGCCGGCUAUUUCCAAACUGCUGGGCAGCAUUUCAAAAGGCAAGAGCGCGGAGAAUCAGGCAGAACCGGCGGACGCUGCUGCUGCUGCUCCUGGAGGAGGAGGAGGUCCGGUCAUGAGGAGACUCCAACACUUCGUCUCCGCGGACAGAGGCUUCCUGCCGUGGGAGAGGAGGAAAUACUUCCAAGAGCUGCUUGAGGAGGGGGAGCGUCUGCAAAGAGAACUGUCGUAUGAAGCCGACGGUGCCGCCGCUGCUAGAAGGCUGCGGGACACUUUUGCCGACUCGCUGCGCUACGUCAACAAGCUGCUGAACAGCCAGUUUGGGUUCACGUCCCGCAAAGUCCCCGCGCACAUGCCUCACAUGAUCGACCGGCUCGUCAUGCAGGAGCUGCAAGACAUAUUCCCCGAGGAGUUUGACAAGACAUCAGCCCACCGCGUUCGUCACUCUGAGGACAUGCAGUUCGCCUUU
Labrus bergylta (ballan wrasse) is the source of this 2160-nucleotide messenger RNA. The record is from RefSeq and is a predicted model, not a curated record. Lineage: Eukaryota; Metazoa; Chordata; Actinopteri; Labriformes; Labridae.